This is a messenger RNA of Psylliodes chrysocephalus, 943 nucleotides long. Lineage: Eukaryota; Metazoa; Arthropoda; Insecta; Coleoptera; Chrysomelidae. The record is from the annotation of a GenBank genome assembly.
GUUAGGUGAUGUCAAUUUUAAUGUCACUUAGAUGUGCGUUCACUUCGACAUUCUGUGUGUUGGUUUGUUCGUUGGCUUGGUUUUGUAUAACAAAAAAAACUUCGUCACAAGAUGAUUGGUCUAUUCCCGAUGACGUAUAAUUUCAAAUUUUAAAUUUCAAUUGGGCUUAAUUUAAAAACUUUUGGCUUUUUUAACGAACUGACUAUUUAGAAUAACUUGUAUAGCGACUAACUAUUACAAUAUAAUUUAUAAAACAGCAUAUCUCACAUGUGAACAUGGCCCAUUAACAAAAUAAAUCUGAAAAAUAAUAAGAUUGGGUAGAGGUCCUUCCAUUUAUAUUAAUGGGUAUGUUGGGAGCCUAUGAAGAGGAUCUUCAUACUACGGUUGCAGAAAUGGUUUAUGGAGAAUCUAUUCGCCUUCCUGGAGAAUUUUUAGUAGACCAUAAUAAAUUAGAACUAAAACCAGUUGACUAUAUCACUGAAUUGAGAAGACGAUUUUCAUAUAUCAGACCUGCUACUAGAACUCGCCAUGGAAAGCAAUCCACGAAUGUUUUUAAAGACUUGAAUUCGGUUUCACAUGUAUUCUUAAGGAAGGAUAUGUUUAAAAAAAGUCAUGAGUCUCCAUAUGAAGGACCGUACCAAGUCGUACAGCUAAAAAAGAAGCAGUUAGUUAUUUGUAUUUGUGGUAAAAACGUUACAGUUUCUAUCGAUAGAGUAAAGCCAGCCUAUAUUUUGAAUAAAGAGCAGCCAAAUCUAUUAUGUAAACAGCCUACAGAUGUACCUUCAGGAGUGAUACAAACUAGGUACUAGAUCCGAAAGACAAGUGAAACUUCCUGUUAGAUUUAAUUUUUAAAAUGUUUAAUGUUAUAUAUUAUAUUGUAUUCUUUUUGCGGGGGGAGUACUGUAGUGACUAUCGCCCUCCUCACUUCGUGACUGCUGCAGAC